Sarcophilus harrisii (Tasmanian devil) is the source of this 5509-nucleotide messenger RNA. It is a transcript of the gene CALHM1, whose product is annotated as calcium homeostasis modulator 1. Gene Ontology annotation, molecular function: monoatomic cation channel activity. The coding region runs from base 1292 to 2317 and encodes 341 amino acids. Lineage: Eukaryota; Metazoa; Chordata; Mammalia; Dasyuromorphia; Dasyuridae. The record is from RefSeq and is a predicted model, not a curated record. The transcript is spliced from 2 exons.
GCAAAACACAUAAAGAUUUAGAAACUCAGUUUCUUCCCCUGUUAGAUAAGGGACAGUGAUAUUUGGAAUCCUAUCCCUCCAAGACUUGUAAGGAAUGUACUCUGAAAGUCUAAAAGGAAGUUGUGAAUAACAUCACCAUCAAGAGACUUAAUUCCCAGUGGUGAUUCUGUAACCUUUUAACUAAGUCACUUUAUCUCUUCAGAUGUCACUUUUCCCAUCUGUGAGAUGAAAGAGUCAGAUUGGAUUAAGGGAUUAAUCUGUUUUAUUCACAUUUUUCCCAUCACUUUAUUAAGUCCAGAUGAUGAACAAAACAAUCAAAUCCCAAUUUGUAGCAUUUGCAGGUUUACAAAGUAUAAACACCCAUACUAAAUAUUUAACAAGUUAGGGCAGCUAGGUGGCGCAGUAUAUAGAGCACUACCCCUGAAGUCGAGAGGACCUGAGUUCAAAUCUGCCCUCAGACACUUAACACUUCCUAGCUGUGUGACCCUAGGCGAGUCACUUAACCCCAACCGCUUCAGCAAAAAAUAAAAUAAAAUAAAAUAAUUAACAAGUGGCUGCCCCAGGUGAGCUGACUCUGACACAGUCUUGCACUAACAUGGUCUCCCUAAACAUCUAGCCCCUUGUGACACUUAAUGUUCAGUAUCCAGCAUGGAAUAGAAAGAAGAAAAUGAUGGGUUUGCCCAUCAGCAUGGAAGGUUGCCCAGCCACAGGCUGAGCAUCCCUAGCUGGGGCACCCUGGGCAGGGUCUCCUGUGUAUCUGGUCACAGCCCCACCCACACUGGCACAAUGCCCCGUCCCGUGCUUUUUAUCCAGACUUAGUCUUCCUUGAACGCGGACUCAGUCCGUCUGUCCUCCUGCAGUGAACCUGGACUUCCCGUGAGCAGAACAGACCAGUCAGGCCCUCCCCUUGUGGUUUCCCUGUUUGCUGAGGGCUGCAGCGGGGACUGGCCUGGAGGGGGUGGGGAGAGAGCCGCCCAGCUGCCUGGGGAUUUGCAAACCAGCUCAGGGAGAGCCAGGGUGGGGGUUGGCAGGGGGCAGAACUGGAGACACGGGCAGUGAGGGAGAGACAGCCGCCGCCCCAAGGCCUCCAGACUGGGGCCUCCAGGACCCUGAGACAUGAGGCCAGGGGGCCCCGUGAGAACAGCGGAGCAUCUGAGGCAGGCGUGUGCCCGCCAUCGUCCCGGGCAGCCACCGGCAACCAGGGGCCAGGCCGGAGGGGUAGGCUCAGAGGCUGACUGAAGGCAGGAAGACCGGGCUCCCAGUCCCUGGUUCCCUGGAGGAGGGAAGCGUGAUGGAUAAGUUCCGGAUGAUAUUCCAGUUUUUGCAGUCUAACCAGGAGUCCUUCAUGAACGGCAUCUGUGGGAUCAUGGCUCUGGCCAGCGCCCAGAUGUACUCAGCCUUUGACUUCAGCUGCCCCUGCCUGCCUGGGUACAACCUGGCCUACAGCGGGGGCAUCCUUCUGGCCCCUCCCUUGGUGCUCUUCCUGCUGGGACUGGUGAUGAACAACAACAUCUCCAUGCUGGCCGAGGAGUGGAAGCGGCCCACCGGCCAGCGGCAUAAGGACCCCGCCGUGCUGCGCUAUAUGUUCUGUUCCAUGGCCCAGCGGGCACUGAUCGCACCUGUGGUCUGGGUCGCCGUCACCCUGUUGGAUGGCAAAUGCUUCCUGUGUGCCUUCUGUACCGCCGUGCCCGUGGCUGCUCUGGGAAACUCCAGCCACGUCCCCAACCUGGCUCAGCAGGAGGUGGUCAGGCUGCUGGCUCGCAUCCCCUGCCGGGAGAUCUAUGACGGGGACUGGCUCCUUGCCCGAGAAGUGGCCGUCAGAUAUUUGCGCUGCAUUUCCCAGGCUCUGGGCUGGACCUUUGUGCUGCUGACCACCCUCCUGGCAUUUCUCGUGCGGGCCGUCCGUCCCUGCUUCACUCAGGCUGCCUUCCUCAAGAGCAAGUACUGGUCCCACUACAUCGACAUCGAGCGCAAGCUCUUCGACGAGACCUGCACGGAGCACGCCAAGGCCUUCGCCAAGGUCUGCAUCCAGCAAUUCUUUGAAGCCAUGAACCACGACCUGACACUGGGUCACUCCCACCCAGGACCGGCCAAGGCCGCUGCCGAGGGCACAGAGGAGGAGCGAGGGAAGCUCCAUGGCAUUACCGACCAGGGCACCAUGAACCAGCUGCUCAAAAGCUGGCACAACUGUAAGCCCCCACUGCGGCUGGACCGGGAGGAGCCACUCCUGGAGAACGGGUGGGCCGGCGGGGCACCUGGGCCCGAACCAGCCCCCAUCCUGAGGAAGGAGGUAGCCACCUACUUCAGCAAAGUGUGAGGGAGCAAGGCCGCGGCUCCAGAGAUAAGCUACAGGUCGGCAGGCCCCCGCAGGCUCAGGGCUGGCUUUAUGAAAUGGGGCAGACAUCCAUCGGCCUCCCAUGCUACCAGUCAGAGGUGGGUUUCUUGAGAUCAGUCACAGCAAAGAUUGAAAAGCACUUUUCAUGAGCCAGGGAUUCCUGUAGAUGGGGAAAAUAAUCACUGGAGCUGAAAUGAUUAGUCUCACUGGUCAGGGUUCUGAAUGUUCCAGGUCCCCUCCUCCAAAAAGGAGGAAUUUCUGAUGUGGGAGCUGAGAGAGAGAAGUAGGGAUGGCUUGUUCCAACUCAACCUUCCAGUUUCACUAUUUCCCUUCCCUUAAAAAAAAAUUCACUUUUCAUAGAGAGAUACAACUAGCAGUGUUAAUCAGAAUAGAUCAGAGUGGGAGCAGUUGGGGGAAGAAGAUAGGGAUGGACUUUUGAACAUCCCAGCCUUUCUCCAAAGCCCCUUUCCGAACAGGGGGCUUUAGCCCUUGUCUCUUCUCAGCUAGAACUGGGUAAGCAGUUCUAAUGUUCCAGGAAUGUUUCUUGGGAAUAUCAAUCACCUGCCUAUAACUGAAAAGUCACAAGAACUGAGAUUUGUCUUUUGAGCUGAAGAGAGAGAAAAUGAGGAACUUUCAUUCUAGACCUUGCCUACACAUCUCCUGCCAUGUGAGGUCGUGCACCUGGAGCAGUACCUGGAGACUGAAAAUUCUGCUCCAGCCCCAGUGACCUGCACAGAUGAUGUUCAUAAUGAUAAUUUUGUGGCUUUGGGGAAAAGCUUUUCUCCUUCUCUGGAGUUUGGGGAGCUUGUUGUAUAUUUCUCAACACCCCUUGCUAGCUUCCUUUGAGAUGAGGAUCUGGAAGGCUUCUGUGUUUUACAAACAGGGAAACUGAGACUUGGAAUGAUGAAGCAGUAUCCCCCAUAAGGUCUAGGCCCUCUGGAAUUCUUCAGGCUCAAGGAUUUUGAGAUAAGUCCCCUCCAUUUAAUUAUAACCAGGAUCUGAGCUUGGGCCACUCUGAGUUCUGGAAAUGAUGUACAGUCCCAAGCCGUUUCCACUGUGACUGCAGGAGCUGGAGUGAGAGAACUAUCACCUCCUUUGAUCCUCACCUCCUCAACAUUGGGCAACACCUGGCUAGAUGUCACCCAUCAUUAUGGGCCAGCAUAGGCACUAUGGCAGCUUUCAAAGAGUGACCUAUUGUGAGACUGUGUCUUUAGGAACUGAGAGAUAGAGUAAGGGAUCUUUAUGGCAACCCUCCUAUCUGGAAGGAUAGGAAUACAAGGAGAGGUAUAAAGUCUACCUCUUUAAAAUAUAUAUCUUAUAAAACAUUUCUCCUAUAAAAUAUCAAAAGUGUAAGAAUGCCUUUGUGAGUGAGAAUAAUCCAAAUUUAACAUGUGAAUAGCUCUGAGAGAGGACACACAUCCAGUCCUCAAAAUUUCAGGGAAGUUAAUAAAUUGUUUAUUUAAAUGAACAUUUACUAAGGCCUACUAUAUUUAGAACAGAAUAACUAGGUUCUGAGUGAAAUUAUUUAUCAUCUUUCAGUCUCACUCCCAAGCUUUGGGAUCCCACAAUGUCAUUUCUUAAGUCUUCAGCCUAUCCUUCUCCCAAAAGGGUAGAAAAUGGGAAGAAGCAAAGUCAUAACUAGAAUCCUGGGAAAAUUCAGGUAGCAGGAGGGAUUAGGAUUUAAAAACCAAACACCAUUGCCCAACCCUUCUCUAGUAGAAAUGGCUUAGUAUUUAAUCCCUUAAUCAAAACCAGUGCUAAAAAUGUUAAAUUUAACAUCUCCCCUAAGAGGAAGCCUAUGUAAUAGGUUCUGUAUCAUAGAAUUGGAGCUAAAAAGAAUUUAAGGACAUUGAAUACAAACGCCUACCCACCCACCCACUCCAUUCUACAGAUGAGGAAGAUGAGGCACACACUUUGUCCAGGGUCACACAAUUAAUACAAGUCUGAAGCGACAUUUGAACCCAAUACUUAAGGCACAUAGAUAUAAGUAACUGAAAUGGGCUGUCCUCUAGGCCAAUACCCCCACUUCAACUGAAUUUGCUUGGCCAGAAGAAGGUGUAGAGUUGGGAAUGGUCUUAGUGACCUGCAAGCUUGAUAUGGAUCAACACUGUUGAUUAGAAAGCUAAUUCGUUCUUAAAUUACAUUACACACAGGACUAAUUCCAUUAGUGUCCAGGAAUAAGGAGUCCAUAGCAAGAUUCUGCUGUGGAUCCGACCAAAUCUGUAGUGUUUUCAGUUCUGGAUGCCGUAUUUUAGGAAGGAUAUUGAUAAACUGGAAAGUGUCCAGAUCAGGAUCACCAAGAUAGGGAAGGAAUUUGUAUCAUAUAAGAACUGACUGAAGGAUUGACUGAGAUGGUUACCUUGGAGCAGAGAAGCCUGGAAAGGAAAUGGAAAGAUACCUUUAAGAUUUUGAAGGUUCUUCAUUCAGUAAAUCCUUUGACUCUGCAGCUGAUGGGCUGCCAUUAAAGGGCAGUUAAGUCAGAGCUCUCCAAGAAGAGCAAAGCCCUUCCCACUCCAACCAAGUUCCUGAAAGUCAGACAUAACCUGGUGGUUCAGUCCCUGCCUCUUCAGCAGCUUCAGGUACAAAAGACCUGUGGUCCAUGCCAAAGUCCUUGGCCCCACUGAAUAGUUCAACACCAGAAACUGGUAUAUUUUAUGACUGGAAAUGACACUAAAGUGGAGGCAUUAUUAUUUGUCUUGUCGCUGAACCCCAAGAACUUUUGGACUUUUCCAACUGACUUGCAAAGGAAACCUCCUCUGGGUAUUAGGUCUCACUCUAGAAAGUGAGAUGCUUCUUUUUCUAUUUGAAUCCCUAGCACUUGACACAGAGCUUUGCAUACAAGAAGCAUUUAAUAAAUGUCAUCAAAUGCAUUCAAUGAAAAACAGAUCAGAUUUGUUCAGUGGCUCUCAGGACAGAAUUAAAAGCAAUAACCAGAAAUGGCAAAAUAAUAGAUUCAGACUUGAUAUGAAGAAAAUUUUCUUACAAUUGUUGAAAUGUUUCAGUCCUAAGUGGCUUUUUGUGACCCCAUUUGGGGUUUUCUUGGCAAAGAUCAUGGAGUGGUUUCCCUAUUUACAAUUAGGAAAAUCUCAAAUUGGAAUGGAGGGCAGCUGGCUCAAGGAAUAGAGCACUGGGCAUGGAGACAGGAAGACCUGAGUUCAAAUGUGGUCUCAGACA